Molecule: messenger RNA, 4036 nt
Organism: Wyeomyia smithii (pitcher-plant mosquito)
Lineage: Eukaryota; Metazoa; Arthropoda; Insecta; Diptera; Culicidae
Exons: 10
Coding region: 1085-3595 (836 amino acids)
Molecular function (GO): protein binding
Source: RefSeq, a predicted model, not a curated record
ACGGAUCGGGUCGGUCGCAAAGACGUUCUCCAAGUUCCUGCCGGUUUCUGUUUUCUCUUUGCGUUCUGCAUCUCGCGCCGUAUUAUUAUCGGAACCGAAAAUCGUACCUAUAUUUUGGGGUGAACGAAAAGCGAACAGAAUACGCGCGGUUUUUCGAAAUGGUGUCGUGAUUUUGAGUUGCUGUUUAUUUUUGCCAUUUUUUGCAUUACCUGCUGCAGUGGGAGGCACAGCGGCUGCCACGAGUUUACAGUUGCGGGUGGACAGGACGGAGGUGUUUCACUACGAAAGUACCGCUCCGAUUUCAAACUGUACAAAACUAGAGCAGGAGAGACGUUACAUUUGGUGCGAUGCCGGUGGUGAGGGUGGUUUGAACGAGUAAUAGUUUUUCGUCUAUUCACACAUGACUGAACUAGUGGCAAUUAGAAUUUUUUUUGAUCAUUUGUCGUUGACCGCCCUAGUGUAGUUGAAUAUCAGAGAAACAGUAGAACCCGAUUGGGGGCGAUGCCCUGCUCCUAGUGCAUAUAUGCUGUAUCUGGAUCUUUGACAAAACGUUAUCACGGUAAAUAUUUUAGUACGACCCACAAACCUCAAAACCUAGACGAUGUGUAAAAGUUGUCAUGUAAAAUCAUAACUACAACUGGAAAACUUAAAUUGCCCUGUACAGCAGCAGUGAUGAUUGGCGAUAGUGAGCGCGGUGAAUUAUGACUGGCGUGGAAAUUAUGUACAAAGUGUGAAGGACUCAGUGGAUUAGUUGAAGGAAAAUUUUUUACCUUCAGCUGUACGUUGCUUAUGGCAGCCGUACGUACCUGCGUCCUCUACUCUAGAGUUAUUCUCCCCGAUUCGCGCUAACACAUGAUGUAGGUAUGUGGCAUUGGUGGUAAACUUGGUUCAAAGCUGAAGGGAAUCAAAGCAGUUCGGACUAGCAAAGUAAAAAGCUUGUUUAUGGCAGCUGGAAUGCUUAGUUUCAUUGGUGCGAUGACCAGCGAUUUGAGAAAAAGAAUGCUGCAGUUUCUAUGUUUAUAGUGAUGAUUUUGAUAAGCUGGAACUAUUAGUUUCUUUUAAUAUACCAAAGCCCAACAACGCGAUGGAUAUAUCUCCAAUGAAAAGCAACCGCAAGGUUCGAUUCUCUCUUCCGGACAGUAACAUUCCCACGAUUUCUGCUGCUGGACCACAGCAGAAACAGCGCCUGUACCACGGGACGCUGCAGUACGUAAACGGGACCCUGGUCAGCCAACCGGCCACACCCGCGCCAAGUCCACCAACCGUUGGUCUCGAAGUGAACCGUCAGCAACCGCAGCUGCAACAAACACCGCUGAGACCGCCGAAGACAAAAGACUCGAACACUAAAAUUGUCCUCCAUUUGCGACCUUCUACUGGCGCAGAUAAAUUUGAAAAUGUAGACAUUUUAGGUAAACCGGCCGCUGCCGGUACUCUCGACAAGGGUUCAAGAAAACCGUCGAAAGCCGGUGUGUCAAAAACAGAAAACAGAACUUAUCGAACACUUCCGCAAAUCAAUCAAAAAUUUCCCAGCAGCGAAGAUUUAAACCAUCACUCGAACGCCCCUCGAGAAAUUUGCCACCGACAUAAAUCAAAUGACGAUCCUGGACCCAAAGAUGCCAAUAAUAACGCUCACCAAGCUAGAAAACAAACUGUCACACUAAGAUCGCUUUCGAAUCUUAAUCCUCCCACGGUGGGGUCAAAAGCAGCUUCCGGUCGACCACGUUCCAAAUCGGUAGGUAAAAUCAGCUCGUGCAAAAGUGGAAAACCGCUGAUUUCUUCGCAUCUGCAACAGCAGGAAAGCAACAUUACAAUUAAAGUACAGGAAAGUUCACCGUCACGGAGAGUUAGUCUGGCGGAAAAUGCUGAUUCUAGCUCAAACAGCAAACGUCAUGGUAUGCCAACGAAUGGAGGAAACGGAGGCGAAGGUGAAUCAAUUGCCGCCAGUCCUAUCGCGAGGCCAAAAUCCCAGUAUGCCCACUGUAACUUCCUAACGGUGCCAGAGUUCACCGAUCGGUACGAAGGCAUGGAAACUGUUGUUUCCGCAUCGGUCACUGCCGCCCCCGACGAGGACGGGGAAGACGAAGACGGCGCUGGAGAGGACACCCGACUGAAUGAUAAUCGAACUAAUGCUGUCGACAUUAUCGAGUUGAGGAAAAGUGGCGGAACUCGUGGAUCGAGGCGAGCUGUUAAUGGAAAUAACAUCGAUGCUAAUAGUGCAGAGAGCGAACCGAGAACCACCCUAUCGAUGAACGACGCAAACUUCAAGUGCAUCCAAGACACGAACCUGGGCCGGGACAAAAAUGUGAUCCAGUUUUGGGACUUUGUCGAGCGGUGGCGUGCUAACCGAACGUUGAAAAAGCUCGACCACAGCAGCUUUGCCAGCAACGGAGCUGACAGUGCCGGCGGCAGAGGAAAUGGACUGAACGGCUGCUACGCGAACGGAUCCAGCAAUCCGUCGCUGUCGCCGUCGUCGUCGUCGUCAGUGCAGAUCGGUGGUUCGGGCAAGUCGGACGUUAAAAGCCCAACGCUCAGUUCCCGGAUUCGAGCCCUAAGGAUGAGUAUGGAACAGGUGCCCACAGUGACGACGCUACUGCGGGCAUCGCGCGAUGCCAACGAGCACCUGUUGAAGGAAGUCUUCAGGGAUAUCCUGGAGAAUGGCAUUUCGCGAGAAAACCUAAACUCGACGGAUCGCAGUGGAAGGACUGCCAUAUCGUAUAUCUGCUCUACCAACUUGACAAACUUUUUGGAACUUUUUCUACAACUGCCCGGCAUCGAUGUGAAUAAACCGGACAACGAGGGCAACACACCGCUGCAUUUCGCAGCCCAGGCUGGAUUAUCCGACAUCGUCAACAUGCUCAUCACCAAAUGCCGAAGUUUGGUAAUUGACCCCAAAAACAAUCUCGGUUUCACGCCGUUGAUGAAGGCUGCCCUGCAGGGAAGGACUCGCUGUGCAAAGCUGCUACUUUUCGCUGGGGCAUCGCCAGUCGAGACCGACACCGGACGAGGCUUUAGAGCGGAACAGUGGGCCCGAUUUUGUGGACGACACACUUGUGCUGAAACGAUAGAACAGUGUGCCCGUGCCAGGUUACUAGACAAAUCGACACCCUGCGGCAAAUGGUCUCACGACAUAAAUCUUCCGAUUGAGAAAAAUGUCCCCCUGAAGGCAACUAGAAGUAGCAGCAUCACACCACAAACAACCACUCAGAACGGUAUCCGUUCUAAGUUCCGCAAAGUAUUUCCCUUCAAUUUCUCCUCAAAAGACAAACACACGACAAAGGAAGUGGAUGAGAAUUAUACCAAAGAUUUGGUGAACUAUCUCAAAUCGGCCACAAUCUGUGUCAGUGGGCCAGCGCUGUCCGCCAAUAGGAAAAUUAUACAGAGCCUUAUACGACCGCUAGAAGUGCCAAAACUAGAAGUGACCUACGCCAACAAUAAUUCGCUCAUCAAAAAGUACGAGGCUGCAGACUACGGAUACAACGGCGCCACCGGAAAUGACGACGAACGACGGGAUUCCACGGGUUCGGUCGACAGUCGACACUCGACGCCCCAACACUCGCCAGUUCCAGCGACAGCUAGAGGAAAGGUUAAAAACUAACCGCCAAACAACACCAACCAUCGUGCUUAAGUACUAUAGCUUCCCGUUUGCUAAUAGUUGUUACACACUUAAACUUAAUAUUCAUUAUACCUCUAGUGGAUACACCAAAAAGUGCAUUGAAUUGAUAUAUCAGAUUUUCUACUAACGUGUCUAAGAAACUUAGCUAAGUAAAGUUCUUCUGUAGAAUGUAGCUGUGCGAAUGAACUUUAAUACGAACUCCACUCUAAAUAGACUGUGAAGGAGAAAAUUUUCUUACUGAAGACUAUAUAAUAAAUAUUUUCAUGAAUCUCUAUACAAAUUAUACGAAGAGCUAUCCCUUCUGUGCUAGUUAGCAACUCUCCUACAUUUACGGCCGAUAUAAAAAAAUGAUAGGUUCUUAAAAUGUUAGAUAAUGCACAGCAUCAUUAAACUUGUCAGUAAUAAACUAUACACAUAACCGGA